Messenger RNA from Myzus persicae (green peach aphid), 2556 nucleotides. Its product is annotated as acyl-coenzyme A thioesterase 9, mitochondrial-like. The record is from RefSeq and is a predicted model, not a curated record. The transcript has 10 exons. Gene Ontology annotation, molecular function: fatty acyl-CoA hydrolase activity. Gene Ontology annotation, biological process: acyl-CoA metabolic process. NCBI's taxonomy places the organism in Eukaryota, Metazoa, Arthropoda, Insecta, Hemiptera, Aphididae. Bases 563 to 1909 code for a protein of 448 amino acids. Gene Ontology annotation, cellular component: mitochondrion.
GCCGUUGUAGAUAGUACCUACUCUAUUAGAUAGUACUACUAAUAGUAGACAUUAGUUUAAUAGUAAGUGUAGUCUGUGAAUUGUGAUUUACAUUGUAUCAAAGUAUUCUAGUCUCUACGUCUCUACAGCAGCUGCAAUACCGUCAUAUUCAAACCGCCACCCGUUUACAUACCGUAGAUAACAAUCUAAAAUGUCUAAUACCUACCUUAAUUAAUAUUCAUUAUUUAUAAGAAAAUAAAAAAAUAUUAUGUCAAACCAUUGUAUUUAACCAUUGUUUUUUGAGUCGUCUGGUAUUCAAUAUUUCAAUCGUCAUUCACGAGCCAAAGUACAAACUAACAUUAAAAAUAAUUAUCAUCAAAUUAUCUCGUUACAUAAAACUUUAAAGUAUUUGCUACAUGCCUAAUUGAAUAAUAUCCGGAAUAUAAUACUGUAAUGACCCAUGAUUUAUUCGCUAAGUUGCAAUUAGGUGUGGCAUAGGUAAUUAUCUCUUCUUUCACUCAGUCAAAAAGUAUCCAAUUGAUAAAUUACUAACUUCGUAAUUAAAAAAAAAGAGUAAGAUAAAAUGAGUCCUAAAAUAUUUGUCAACAUCUUGACUUCUCCAAAGUCUUUAUUUAAAAAACAAAUAACAUAUGGAAUAUAUGUUCAGCAAAUAUACAGACGCUGGAAGAAUGAAUCACAUCUGCCGCCUAAGGACUUUAGUAAUUUACAGACUAUGCAAGACAUUAAACUAAAACUAUCCAAUAUAAUGGGUAUAUCUGGAAAAUAUGAAAAUGAAGAAAGAGGAUGGUUGGCUGAGUAUUUGCCAAAGGAACAAAGUGACCUACCACCUCGCUCUAUGAAUGACAGUUUUGAUAGAGCUAUAGUUCCCUUGAGCACUAACUUGACAUUGCAAAAUAAAUACACUACAACAUUUAAAAGCUUACGAAUUGGACGCCUUUUAGAAGAUAUGGAUCUUUUUGCUGUUUGGAUUGUUAUGAAGCACAUUUAUAAUCCAAUGCAACCAUUGGAUGUUCCAACACCAUACGUUGUUGUAACAUUACUGGUAGAUGAUGUUGUCAUAAAUGCUAAUCGAUUUCCAGAUAAAGACUUAAUUCUUAGUGGGCAAGUAACUCAUGUUGGGAAAACUUCAUUGGAGGUUACUUUGUGGCUUGAACAAUUAAAUGAUGAUAAAUUUGAGCGCAUUACCAGAGCUCAUUUUGUGUUUGUUGCCAGAGAUCCAACAAAUACAUCAUCUGUCAUGGUAAAUAAUUUAGUACCAGUCGGAGAGCGUGAAAAAAAUCUAAUGAUUCUUUCCGCAAAAAAAAACGAGGAUAGAAAAUUGGCUCGUCAAAAUUCAAUAUUGAAUAAAAUGCCAACACCAGAAGAACAAUCACUUAUAUACGACACAUUUAUGAAAACGGUUGACAGAAAAGAGCCAAUAAUUGGUAAUAAAGUAUUACCACAAAAUAGUGUGUGGAUGGAUGAUACUAUGCUUGAGACUAACAUUCUUUGUCAUCCUGAAGAUCGAAACUUACAUAAUACAGUUUUUGGUGGUUAUUUGAUGCGUGUUGCUACUGAACUUGCAUUCUUAGUAGCAAGUGCGCACAGCAAAACAAGAGUAACAUUACAAGCAAUUAAUAGUAUUACUUUUCGAAAACCAGUUCCAAUUGGUAGCAAAUUGAAAUUAAAUGGACAGAUAUGUUAUACCAGUGGUAGAGUAAUGAUAGUAGAAGUUAUUGCCAAGGUCGAAGAACUUGAAAGUAAAAAAAGUUUAACUUCAAACUCAUUUUACCAUGUUUAUGUUGCUCCGAAUGAUGUUGAUUCAGUAUUACCUCAGAACUAUCAUGAUUCUAUGCUAUAUAUUGAUGGACGUAGACGGUACUUGGAUUUUGUCAAUCACUUAGAAAAAGGACAAUCAGAGAGUAACUAACCUGAUUGUGGGAAUGGGGUUUAUAAUAUUUUGAAGGAGUUUAAUGACACAUUCUAAUAAACUAAUUGAUUAACUUUUAAGUAUCUAUGAUAAGACAUUUUAAAACUAAAUGGGUGUUGGCAAACAGUCAUUGUUCAAUACCAAAUUAAGUUUCAAUAAAAAAAAAAAAUUUUUUUUUAUAUAAAAGUUACCUCUUUAAUUUUAAAAACUUAACAUUUUUUAGUUUAUAACUUGUUAACUAAUAGUAUUGUUUUGUAACUAUUUGCGUAAUAACUUUUUUACUAUUAUAUCAUACCUAGUAUUAAAAAUAUUUGUAUGCAUUUUAAAUCAACCUAAUAUUAGUCAUGCGGAAUUCAUAGCAUUAGCUUUAGCUGUCAUAGCAUGCAGGAAUCAUUAAAAAACAAGUAUUUUUGUGGUACCGACAAUUCUGUAUGUUUGAUCUCUAUUUAAAACUAUUGAGUUUGUACAUACAUAACAAAUAUAUGAUCAAUAAUCGUAAUCAUAUGUACAACUUAAAUGGAUAUUCUUGUCAAGAAUCUUACAGGACGCAAGUAACAUGUAGUUUAAUCAAGUACAUUAUUGAAUAUUAUGUGAAUGAUAGACGCUUAUGCUGUGAAUCCGGCAUCAUAAAUAUAAACAUAAGUUCA